Habropoda laboriosa is the source of this 7277-nucleotide messenger RNA. RefSeq names its product multidrug resistance protein homolog 49 (gene Mdr49). The coding region runs from base 1427 to 5422 and encodes 1331 amino acids. Gene Ontology annotation, cellular component: membrane. The transcript is spliced from 20 exons. Gene Ontology annotation, molecular function: ATP binding; ATP hydrolysis activity; ABC-type transporter activity. Lineage: Eukaryota; Metazoa; Arthropoda; Insecta; Hymenoptera; Apidae. The record is from RefSeq and is a predicted model, not a curated record. Gene Ontology annotation, biological process: transmembrane transport.
GUAAAACGGCCUUCUGUACGCAACGUGUCGAACGUUGUUUCUGUGAACGGAGCCGAUUUUCCGCGGUGUCACUCCACAGUUCGUUUACAAACACGUAUUCGCGGUCCGAAACCGUAAGGGAAAUCGUCGGUACGGAUUCAAUCUGUACACAGUGUCGAUCUAUACGGGAAAACGUCUAAGGCCGUCGUCGAUUAAAAACGGUGACACGCUUGAGUACUGGAAUAAAGGCUGUCGUGCUCGUUAAUGGCUGCCAGGGUCGUCGGCUAGAGGCCGUUUAACGAAGUUUAGUGCUGUCAGUGCGAUAACACAGCCCGUACCCGAUGAGUGUUAGGUCGGCAUGCGGCCACAUGGUGAAGCAGAGGAGGUUUAUCGGCAACACGAACAACAAGAUGAUCAAUAUACGAGAAUAUUUAUAGGCUUUUUAGGUUGAAAACAUCGUAGACGAGACGUAAAAAGAAAAGAAAAAGAAAAUUCCGUGUCGAGUGAACACGCACGCGGGAUCGAUCUCUGCAUGCCGGUGAAAAUAGAGCACAACGCAGUCUCUACAACGACGAGAAGUCACCGUUUCGAGAGAGAGAGAGAGAGAGUCGAAUUGUGAAGACAGGAAAAGAAGAAACAGAAGGCACACUCUGGAUGUGUAAAGGAUACCCAGGUAUCGGGCAGAAGAGUGCUAAUGUAAAAGGAAACCGAUCUACGAUAGUGGAUUACCGAGGACGACAGGAGAGUUAGUAUAAACGCGUUCGUAUUAAGCUAUGGUCAACCUGCGACUACAACGACUUGAUUUCCUGCUUCACGUAACUCGCCGGAGAUGUUUGAGUUUCACGCGCAGAUCCGAUUUAUCGAGAGUUCGUACGAACAGCGAGUUUAGAGAGUUGCAGGUGUGCCGAGGGAUAGAAAAUUAAGGAGAGAAGCAAGAGAGAAAAGAAGAGAGGAGGAUAGAAAAGGUUGCUGUUAAACACGAGGGAAACAUGAGUUCUCUGUAACACGUGCUGCCAGGGAAAAAGAGAUUUUGAUGCAGCCAUUGUGUGCUGCCCUCGUUCACGUAUCUUACUGCCAGCGAGUUCGUGCUUCGUUAGACAGGUUCUUUUUUUCUUCUUUUAGGUUUCCAGCGAUGAUAGUACUCGCGAAGGGAUAGACAAGAAAAGGGACAAACCAAAGUAAACCAGUGAUAUUUUUACGCAGUAUUGCUUCUUCCAUAUUGUGUUACGAUAAAGCGAGGAGGAAAGAGAGAGAGGAAGAAGUGUUGAACGUGUCGUAGCGAGUAUAAAAAGGGGGAAUAAAAGAGAUCGAAUAUAUUUGGACGAAAAAAAAUAUUAUACACGAACUGCAACGAUACGAGAGAGAUUUUUUUUUCAUUUGUUUCUACCACUCGAGAGCCGACAUCGGCAGGAUUUCUUCAUAAUGAGUUGUUAAUUAAGAAUGCGCGAUGACACGGCGAAUUUGUCAGUGGACAGCAAACCCGCGCGAGAAGGCGCAGGGUAUGGAAAUGGAACCCCCAAAAACAAACUCUCACCGCCAAGAAAAAAUAUUCUUGAAGUACACGCUCAAAGACGCGGAGAAGAAUAAAGAGGAAACAGAGUAUAUGCUACAAGAGAAUGGCAAACCAAUUGAAUUCGUGCCACCGCAAACGAAGGAGGACGACAAACCGGUCGCGCCGGAACCAACUUUGCCACCAGUGCCUUACUACAAACUCUUUCGAUUUGCAACAUGCGGGGAGCUGAUGCUGAUCUUUGGUGGCCUGAUCAUGGGAACUCUGACAGGCCUCUGCAUCCCCGUCUCGACUAUACAAUACGGUGAAUUCACCACGUUACUCGUGGAUCGUAACAUGGAGAAUCAGCCCAGUACACCGACACUCAUAAUGAAGUGGUUCGGAGGAGGAAAGGUCUUGGGACCUAACGCCACGUACGAAGAAAGAAUGGCCGCUCUCUACGACGACUCGGCAGCCUUUGGCAUAUCUUCAGCGGCGUUAUCCACGCUCGUAGCCGCUUCCAGGCAGAUCGCUAGAGUGCGCAAGAUGUUCCUGCGUGCCGUGCUGAGGCAGGACAUGACGUGGUACGACAUCAACACGUCGACUAACUUCGCCAGUAGGAUCACCGAGGACUUGGACAAGAUGAAGGACGGUAUAGGUGAGAAGCUCGGUGUGUUCACCUAUCUAAUGGUCUCCUUCAUCUCCUCCAUCAUCAUAUCGUUCGUCUACGGUUGGAAAUUAACAUUGGUCGUGCUCAGCUGUGCGCCAAUCAUCGUGAUAGCUACUGCAGUGGUCGCAAAAGUUCAGAGCUCUUUAACCGCUCAGGAGUUGUCCGCUUACGGUCAAGCUGGAAAUGUCGCCGAGGAGGUGUUGGGCGCUAUCAGGACGGUGAUAGCGUUCAACGGUGAACAGAAAGAGGUGGACAGAUACGCGCAGAAGUUGGUACCAGCCGAGAAGACUGGAAUCAGACGUGGAAUGUGGUCUGGCGUUGGCGGUGGUGUAAUGUGGUUCAUCAUCUAUAUCAGCUACGCCGUUGCCUUUUGGUACGGCGUCCAGUUGAUUCUCGAGGACAGGCCAAAAGAGGUGAAGGAGUACACUCCCGCUGUACUCGUAAUAGUAUUCUUCGGUGUACUGGCCGGUGCACAAAACAUGGGUCUGACAUCGCCGCAUCUCGAAGCGUUCGCUGUCGCGCGAGGAUCAGCCGCGGCGAUCUUCCAGGUGCUCGAUCACGUGCCUACGAUCGACAGUCUGAGCAAAGAGGGCCAAAAGCUUUCAUCGGUCACCGGUGAGAUCGAGUUCAAGAAUGUGCACUUCCAGUAUCCGGCUAGGAAGGACGUGAAGGUGUUGCAGGGCUUGAAUCUGAAGAUCAAUCGUGGCGAAACCGUGGCCCUUGUCGGUGGAUCUGGCUGCGGCAAGUCCACCUGUCUGCAGCUCAUCCAACGUCUCUACGAUCCUCAUAAGGGACAGGUUCUACUGGAUGGCGUUGACGUAUCGAAACUGAACGUUCAAUGGCUUCGUUCUCACAUAGGCGUGGUCGGUCAGGAGCCGGUGCUCUUUGACACGACGAUACGAGAAAAUAUCCGGUACGGAAAUGACAGCGUUACCGAGGAGGAGAUGAUCAAAGCCGCGAAGGAAGCGAAUGCUCACGAAUUCAUCAGCAAACAGCCCGAGGCGUACGAUAGUCCCGUAGGAGAGAGAGGUUCGCAAAUGUCCGGUGGACAGAAGCAGAGGAUCGCUAUUGCCCGAGCAUUGGUCAGACGACCGGCUAUACUUUUACUGGACGAAGCUACUUCCGCUUUGGACUUGCACAGCGAGGCAACGGUGCAGAGAGCUUUGGACGCGGCUUCGAAAGGCAGAACGACCAUCGUUGUUACUCAUAGAUUGUCGACAAUUACCAAUGCUGAUAGGAUAGUGUUUAUAAAGGACGGACAGGUGGUUGAACAGGGCACGCAUGAAGAACUGUUGGCGCUGGGAAAGCAUUACUACGGAUUGGUGUCUGCUGAUGCCAGUGCUACCGCUAGAGCGAAAGCGACAGCGUCAGCAGCGAAAACGGUGACCGCAGCCAUACCCAAGCAGAAACCACCUCUGAAGAGACAAUUCUCCACUCUGUCGAUGCACUCUCAUCGCUUGUCACUUGCUGGCGCAUCAGAGAGCUCGGCGAACCAGUUGGAAGAGCACGAGAAGCAGUACGACGCGCCAAUGAUGAGGAUAUUCGGGCUUAAUAAACCGGAAUGGCCUUUCAAUUUGAUCGGUUGUCUAGCAGCAGCAAUGGUCGGUGCCUCGUUCCCAGCUUUCGCUGUCCUCUUCGGUGAGGUCUACUACGUGCUAGGUCUCCAAGACGACGACGAAGUACGCAACGAAACCGUCAACUUCUCCAUCCUCUUCCUCAUAGUCGGCGUGGUCACCGGUAUAGGCACGUUCCUACAGAUGUACAUGUUCGGUCUUGCCGGUGUACGUAUGACCACGAGGAUCAGAAGAAUGACGUUCGCGGCGAUGUUGAAGCAAGAGAUGGGCUGGUACGACGAAGAUUCCAACAGCGUUGGCGCACUAUGCGCCAGGUUAUCCUCCGACGCCGGUGCUGUUCAAGGUGCAACUGGAACACGCGUAGGCGCUAUCCUUCAAGCAAUGUCAACGUUGGUCCUCGGAAUAGGAUUGUCGAUGUACUACACCUGGAAGAUGACGUUGGUCUCGGUCGUUUCGAUACCGUUGGUGCUCGGCGCGGUGUUCUUCGAAGCUCGAGUGAUGAGCGGUCAAGGUCUGCAGGAGAAGAAGAAGAUGGAAGCAGCCACGAGAAUAGCCACAGAGGCUAUCUCGAACAUCAGAACCGUGGCCAGUCUCGGUAAAGAGGAGGCAUUUUUGGCACGCUAUUGCGUCGAGCUGGAUCACGUGGCCGAGGCGACGAGAAUCAGAAACAGAUUGAGAGGAUUGGUGUUUUCGUGUGGACAGACCACGCCGUUCUUCGGUUACGCUUUGAGUCUCUACUACGGCGGCGCUUUGGUAGCUACAGAAGGUCUGAGUUAUCAAGACGUGAUUAAAGUGUCGGAGGCGUUGAUCUUCGGUUCUUGGAUGCUUGGACAGGCGCUUGCUUUCGCGCCUAACUUCAACACCGCCAAGAUCUCAGCUGGAAGGAUAUUCCAACUGUUGGACAGGGUCCCGGAGAUCGCCUCGCCGCCUGACUCGGAAGAUAAAGAUCUGGACUGGAAAGCAGAUGGCCUGAUACAAUUCUCAAAAGUCGAGUUCCACUAUCCGACGAGGUCAGAGAUGCAGAUUCUACAAGGUCUGAAUUUAAUCGUGAAGCCCGGUCAGAUGGUCGCUUUAGUUGGCCAAAGUGGAUGCGGAAAGUCUACUUGCAUCCAGCUGUUGCAACGACUCUACGAUCCGAUUUCCGGUACCGUCACGAUGGACAGACGCGACAUCUCCUCGGUGUCGUUACGCAAUCUGAGGUCUCAGCUGGGCGUCGUUGGCCAGGAGCCGGUGCUGUUCGACAGGACGAUCGCGGAGAACAUCGCCUACGGUGACAAUUCUCGCCGGGUCACGAUAGACGAGGUCAUGGAGGCCGCCAAGAAGUCGAACAUUCACAGCUUCGUCAGCUCUCUACCACUAGGGUACGAUACUAGGUUAGGAUCUAAGGGUACGCAGCUGUCAGGAGGACAGAAGCAACGAAUCGCGAUCGCGCGAGCUUUGGUGAGAAAUCCUCGAAUCCUUCUGUUGGACGAGGCUACAUCCGCCCUCGACACUCAGAGCGAGAAGGUCGUGCAAGCGGCCUUGGACAAAGCCAUGGAGGGCAGAACGUGUAUCACCAUAGCGCAUCGUCUGGCCACUAUAAGAAACGCCGACGUGAUCUGCGUGCUGGAGAAGGGAACGGUCGCUGAGAUGGGCACUCACGACGAUCUAAUAUCGGCGGAUGGUCUGUACGCUCAUCUGCACGCUCUUCAAGAGGCCGCUAUGGAGUAGAGUUGAGCGUCGCAAUUACGUCACAUCGACGCUCCUCGCGGGCUGAAAACGCUCGAACGAUGGAACACGCUUCGUAGUUUUCGUUCAGAAGAGUAUAGUCAGCCAUGGCCUGCUAGCACGCAGAAUAAUACGCGAGGAACUCGCGUUCACCAAGGCGGGAUACAACAAGAGUAGAACAGAUAUUAUUAUCCAAGAAACACACACACAGACACGUUGGUCGAAAGCUCGAGGAAACGCGCUUUCGUACAUUUUUACCGGCAAAUCUCCCUUUUGUCUUCUCAGCUGGCCCUAAUUAUUUUCUUUUUCUCUUUUCCAUAGACUUCGUUUCGAACGAUAGUUUUUCACGGUUUUAUUUAACGCGCAAUUUUUCUCGUUGCAGCCUCUUUUUACGCGCGGCUACCUUUCCACGAUGAUCGGCUAGCAAUACCGUAUCGAAGGAAGUUGAAGAAGAAAAGAGGAUUUCUCUUCGUAGCGUACUUGAAUAUUAUUAGCUAUUCUCGUCGAUAUUUUCUUCGUUCGUACCCCAUAGACGUCGAAAUGCUCGCGUUUUCACGGUGCUCGCUCUUUUUCCCCUCAGUCGGUUUCUCCGCGUCUCUUUCGCCAAGCGAAGGAAUCCAAGAGUGCAACCGGCGCGUGCUUCGAAACCGGAAACUGUCUCGCAGCGUCCACGCGUUCGAUAAAAACCCCGAUGAAACGCGCUAUUUUUCAUAACGUCGUUGUUAUAACGAACGCUGCUCAGCCUCUGUACCUUCACCGGGAAAAUUCUCCGCUUUUCGUCUUCGUUCCUUUCUCCCUUUGCAAAGCAGCCUUCGGAACACUCGCGAGAUCGCGGUUAACGGAGUCGCGGUGCUUUUCAAGCCAAUAACGCUCGCUAUUUAGCCCUCUGCGAUUUAUUUUCACCGAAAAAAAAUACUCCGCCUUUCGUCUCCGUUUCCUUCUUUCUCGCGGAGCCCUUACCUCGUUCUCGAAAUCACGGUGCUUUUCGAUUUUACAACGAACGCUAGUUAGCUCUCUGUGCCUUCUUUUCAAAUUCACCGCGUUUCGUCCUCGUUCCCCCCCAAUUUUUUCCUCCGCAAAGAGGCCUUCACAACGGAACACUCGCGAGAUCGCGUUGCUUUUCGAUCCGUUCGAGCGGAGAAGAUUCACAAGGUGGGUCACGUAGCUGCGAUCUGAUUCGACGCAGAGUCGUGAACGAUCCUCUGAACGAAUCGUCGAUGGUCAGGCAUACGGAAAGAAGCUUGGAAGAAAACACGAAUACACUUGGAAUACCUGUUUCCUUAACCAAGGUAUACAUACACACAUAAAUACCGGUGAAACUGGAUUACGAAAUCUUUAUACUUUCCAUCGAUCCUCGUAGCAGUGUGUUCCGAUAUUAAGGACGAUCAACGAAACGAACAAGCGACAGGUGUUCUCAAAAGAGACACAUAACCCGUGUGAAACCGAAACGACGACUCUAUCACCGUCUCUAUCUCACGCUAGGCGCAAUUCAACCCCAUGAAAUAUGUAUGAACGUGUCUCUCGAUACACGAUCGUCCUCCCGUUCUCUUCCUCCCCCGAAAACACUCGCACCCACAGCCUUCCUCGCCCUCGUCUCUACUCUCUCACCCGGCUGGAUUCUUCAACGGACUUAUACAAACGAAUUCAUCCGCAGACAAGUGUCAAUUGCGUUCUACAGGGCGGACGAAUUUAAAGAAGCUCUCGUUCGCUCUUCGUGCCUUAGCAAUUACACGUUGCUCCGUGUUCAAAGUAAGGGAAAGAAAAGAAAGUCGCAAUAAUAGAAGACGAGUGGCAGAGGCGGAGAGACAGAAGGGAGGAGGACGAUCAGAUCGUGAGGAAUAAUUCGAAAAAAAAAAAA